Coffea eugenioides is the source of this 447-nucleotide messenger RNA. RefSeq lists its product as uncharacterized. The record is from RefSeq and is a predicted model, not a curated record. Gene Ontology annotation, molecular function: zinc ion binding. Bases 1 to 447 code for a protein of 148 amino acids. The transcript is spliced from 2 exons. NCBI's taxonomy places the organism in Eukaryota, Viridiplantae, Streptophyta, Magnoliopsida, Gentianales, Rubiaceae.
AUGUCGAGACGCUCUCCUAAACCCAUACCUAGAUGCUCCUGCGGAUUAACAGCAAUCGUGAAGACCUCAUGGACAAAUUGGAACCCAGCAAGAAGAUUUGUGGUCUGCACUUUAGGAGAGGAUGAGGGAUGUGGUUUUUGGGAAUGGUAUGAUCCAACAAUGUGCGAAAGAUCAACUCAAGUGAUUCCUGGUUUGCUGCGAAGAAUGAAUAGAAUGGAAAGUAAUAUGGAGGAAUUAGAAACUUCAGCAAGAAGAUGGGAAAAUAAAGCUCAAAAAUUGGAACUUAAAGUUGCAAAAUUGAAGGGUGAAGUGAAAAAGCACAAGACCAGAGAGCACUAUCUCAAAAGAGCUCUUCUCGGUACAUGGGCUUUUAUAUUGUUGUAUUGUUUUUGCUGCUAUCUAAAGACUGUUAUUAAGAGUGACCAUAUGUUGGCCAUCAAGGGAUAG